Kalmanozyma brasiliensis GHG001 is the source of this 1050-nucleotide messenger RNA. RefSeq names its product Protein of unknown function DUF2373. The record is from RefSeq and is a predicted model, not a curated record. The transcript has a single exon. Lineage: Eukaryota; Fungi; Basidiomycota; Ustilaginomycetes; Ustilaginales. The coding region runs from base 1 to 1050 and encodes 349 amino acids.
AUGUCGGCAGGAGAUCCUGCAACCAAGGCUGGGCCUUCAGGCUCGGCAUCGAAAGACGUCAAGGCAAAGCGAUCAAGGAAGCGACAGAGAAACAAGAAACGCACCACCGAAGUUGAGGACAGCAGCAGCAGCAGCAGCAGUAGCGACGACAGCGACGAUGAAGACGACAAGCAGGUCAAGGCGGCACCGAUUGUCGCAGCAUCAACGCCGAUAAAGAAGACGAAAGCGGAUGCAGACUCGGACUCUGAUGGUUCUGACUCUGAGAAGAGUGAUGGUGGAGAGGAAGAUGCUAAACGCAAGAGGAAGCGAAAACGCAAAGUCAAGACCGAGACCAAAGACAAGACCGCCAAGCCCGCCACUCCCUCUGCAUCAGUCAAAUCAGCUCCGUCGACGGCUAAGUCCGUGGCACUGUCGCCAGACCAAGUCGGACCUGAUCCGAAUACCGACCUGCGGCUGAGUGAUCAAGCAAAGCAAGCCAUUUCCUAUGCUCAAGUCUACACUACGGCAAAGUCAGAAUGGAAGUUCAACAAGGCCAAGCAGAAUUGGCUCUUGCGCAACGCACUUUCGGUUCCUCCUUCCGAUUAUGAUGCAAGCUUGGCACGCAAGCAAGCCGACGGCAACGGCACCGAAAACAGCACAGCCGAAGAGGCUGACGAAGAAGCGGAAGAGGGCGACAACUUUGUCCCCAACGACUUUGUGCCAGUGGUGACGGCGUAUCUUAGCAGCGUCAUGGGCGGUGCUCGUCAGAGGAUGAUCGAGUCUCUCAAGGAAGCUGUCAAUGCACCUGCUAUCACCGUGGCGCCAACACAGCCUGAAGGCACCGACGACGCCGCCGCCACCACUUCUUCCACCAACGUCGCAGCGGACGGCGUAGCCGCGAACGGCGCAGUCACAAAGUCGGUCUCAUUCGGCAACUUGGCUCUUGAGGCGGAAAAGACGGAAGAGGCGACCGCCGAAGCAGGCCUUCCUGAAGGUACCGAUCCUCGAUCUGUGGAGCCGCGCAGGACCCGAGCGACACAGAUGCUCAAGCAGAUGGGCGAGUCACUCUGA